AUGGAUAGAGAAUUACGCCUUGAAGGCCGUGAUAAACCUGUAGACGUCGAAUACACACAAGGAACAUCUGUACAGGCAGUUUUAGAACGGGCAUGCAAGAUAUUAGCGAUAUACGAUUCGUGGAAUUAUGCAUUGUAUAGUAAACUAUUCCAGUGUUGGCUUUGCGAGUCAUAUCUGCUUUCGUCGCAUCCGGCUGAGGACACACUAAUUGUCAGAAAGAAAACACCAGAGUAUUUGGAACUUGUAUAUAAUGAAGAACAUCCAAGAAAGAGAUCAUUAUCGUCUUCUAAUCUUAGCCCGAAUGCUUCGAAAAGAAGGGGCGUAUUCAGUCCCAAGACAUGUCUAAAGGGACGUUUUCACAUGGACACGAUAUACCUGUCAGUCAUACUCUUUACAAGCGACAACAAAGUCUUGAUAAUGUCGGGAUCAAAGGUAUUUCCUACAGUGGAAAUAGUACGAGAUCGAAAAUUAUUUUAUAAUGUGGAAGACGACUCGGACGAAUUCGCACAUGCUCUGCGCACAUCGCUCGAUUGGGCUACAUCAACUGAAUUCGACAAGGAUGACUCGAGCGAUACCGACUCGCUUCUAUCGACAAGCUCAUACAACACAAACACCAUUGCAUAUGAUCCGGAUGAAUACUAUUUCACUGACAAUGACUCUCUGUGGAACAGGAGCUUUGGUCAGGCUGUCAUCAAAUUAAAAAAUGAACUAUCGCUUGAUUCGUUAGGAGCUCUUCAUGAGCACGUUGUUUCCAUGCCAUCUAUUAAAUCAAAAUUCAUAGUCACAUUGCAAUACGUUCCUCAUGCAUUCAAAGAUGACAUUGCUUCUGAUCUCGUGAAGGCAGGUACGCUUAAAUGGAAAAACUUUACCGAAAUUUCUCCAAUAUACGAGAAAGAUCCUCAUCCUAUAUGGACUAAUUUCAUUGAGAAAUGGUGUUCACGGAAAUCUAAACUAUCCCCUGGUCUGUACCUUGGAGUCUUUUAUGCCGAGAGCACUUUACAGGGAAUAAGAGUAAUGGUACCGAAAGACAGGAAGCAGUUUAUACCCAUCGAAAAAAUCCGGGAUGAUGCAAACGUUACGCCAGAAGAAGCAAGCUGGCUCAAAUCACUCACUUGUCUAAGUCAAGCAAGUUUCAUGGAUUUAGUUGCUUCUGCGUCAGAAGAUCUCUCUCAGUCGUCUGCGCAUUUAGGACGGUUUCAAACGGGGUUCAUAGACGCAUACCAUAAACUACAAACAGACACUAAUUUGGCGUGGGACGCAAACGACAUUUAUAGCGAACAGACGGUAGACUUGUAUCUCGAUCUACAAACGAAUCAAAUGUUCACCAUGAUGGGCGAAUUGGAUGAUAACGUUGAUGCGCCAUAUGGUUCGUUGGCAUUCAACGACGCCCCCGCAUCGCACUCUAAAAAACAAGAAUCCGAGAUCCAACCAAUUAAUGAAGAGCCAGUACCGGCAGCUGUAAAUAACAAAAUUACUCCUGUGCUUGCAUCCGAAACUGUUGUAUCUGAACCAACUAAUGCUGAGCAAGGCGCUGAUACAGAUGCAUUUGCUCCGUCAGUAUACUCGGAAGCUCAUUCUCGAUUGGAUUCGGAGCAUAGCGACGAGUUCCAAGAGAAUAUGGAAGUUGGAGAACAGGUGCAAAACGCGGUAAUAGCAGAAAACAAAAGUAAUGGCUGUGACAAUAACAACACCCGUGAAGAGGAAGGCAUUGCUAUUAACAUUAUUUCAGACUCUUACAUUCGCAAUAACGGAAACGGCGAUGACGAAAGUGUUAACCUACUCGGCAAAACAGCUCACUCGGCCGAAGGAGGUUCAUCACUUGCCGAAGAUGCUUCUACUACAAUAGUUGGUGCAUCGUAUGCGACUAAUACGAUGAAACCAUUCAUAAGAGUCAUCCUCAUAGUUAAACCUAUGAAACAGCCCCAUCAAAUACGUACCCAAUACCGCUCUACUUCCUGUAUUCUAUAUCCAUUCAACCUCUUUGACGCACUUCAACACGCCACGUUCAAUUCUUGCUUAUAUGCUAGUUCUCGUCGGGCCAUGCAGAUUCUUCAAGCGAGUCGAACUUACUUUACACAAGAAUUAGUUGGACGUUUACAAAAGCACGAUAGGUUUGCGGAAAUUAAUGAACAGAACGUCGAAGACUACUUUCUGGAUCCUGAAUAUUUUAACAAUAUACCCGAAGAAGCAAGACAGAUACAACAAGCUCUCGAUAUACUGCGCGACGAGAUUACUCAAUUGAAACAACAAUGGAAUACCGUCUCGUGGUCAAUGACAGUCAUCGAAUGGGAUCGUCAAAGAAUAAUGCAGUCUUAUUGCUUUGGUGGAAGAUCAACAGGACUCGGAAUUGGCCGAUUGUCUGGAUGUUAUCCUCAUAGUCGAGCAUCUUCUAGUUAUAGCACAAACAGAAGUGAAACCGAUUUGCUUCUUCCCGGCAAUGCAUCUGACAAUAAAUCAACCGUUAGUUUAGGUUCGACGGUGCGAAGAACUCAUAUAGAUACUGCUUCACAAAUCGAGUACCUGCGCGAUGUACUACUCCAUUCGCCCGAUAGAGCUUGGAGUCACAUCCGCUUGAUCGGUGUACCUAUACCAACAUUUUCAUCAGAUAAGCAACAACCAUCAUCCAAGGCUCAAUCAAAGAACGCAACACAAGUAAAGACCCCCAGACAAGCAUCGCCGAUAUUAAAAAACUUUCUUGCAAAUUCACCUGUAACAGCAACUGCUUCAAUAUCUUCGUCACCGUUCCGUGACCGCGCCUCCUCCAUCUCCUCAAUCAGCUCUAUGAGAUCUACGAAAACACUGACAGCUCCCACUCGGAAGAAAUCUGCUGGACAUCGUCUCAUGAAGACGCUUGGUUUCGGAUCGGGUAAUCGUGGGCCAGGUUCGACCGACGUACCAGUUCCGGUACCGCCCGUUUCUCAAAUGACAAACAAAGAGUCUAAACGUUCGUCGACAAAAUUGGACAAGGGUCAUGUAGAUGAAGUCCAAGAAUCAGAUAGUACAGCUGAUUUAACGAAUAUUACUGAUAGUGUUUUGAGUUCUUCUCCGACCGAUAAUAUUGUAUUGGCAGAGUUACCAACUGUAUGUCUUUCACGUCCUUUGACGCCUAGCUUUGUCUUGACUCCGAAUGAUAGUAGAUCGGUUACACCGAGUGAUACCAUUGGAAAUGCGUCAAGCGCAAAUGUCAGUUCUGCGUACAAUUCUCAAAGGACAUCCACUAGCACUCUGACGGAUGCAACGUCAGUUUCCGAGAUUGUUGAAGAUGUAGAAGAGAAAAACUGGCAAGAAUCAGAUGUCGUAGCAAACGUUGUGGACGAAGAUAAGCCAGAAGGCAUUAUCGAUACUCUUGUCGAAAUCAGCCCACAGAUUACGAUUUCGACAGAAGAAGAUUUGAUUGUGACGGAAGCUGAAACUGAGAGCAAAUCAGAUGACAAGGAUAUUGUCGAAAUCGAAUAUGUAAAAGUCGAGCAUGAUGAAGGAGCAAUGGCUAUUAUUGUCUCAAAUUUCGAUAACGAAGUUGUCGAAGUUCUUACCUAUUCAGAUGCUGAAACAAACGAUGAUAUUUACGUUGAAGAUGAUUCUUAUUCAAAAGCUGAAGAAGGAUCCGACGCAGAAAUUGAGACUAACGACGACAUUUUCUUUGACGACGAAUCUCAGCAAAACUUUGAGCAAGAAUCUUCUACCGAGACUGAAGUUUAUGGUAACUUGUCCGAAUUUGAAACUCAAUCAAAGUCCGAGCAAGAGUCUGGCAUAGUCGCUGAAUUUGAUGAACCGCUAUCUAUGAACGCUGAAACCGAGGUACUCGAUGAAUAUAUUUCCCAAUUAUCUCGUGAGGAGACCUCGUUUAAUGAUGAGUCAAAAGCAUGCGAAUCUUCCCAAAUGGCUGUAACAGAAAUAGAGAUUACAGAAGUGGAAAUUGCAGAAGUGGAAAUUGAAGUGGAAAUUGCAGAAGUGGAGGAAACAGAGUUUAUAGAGGUAGAGUUAACAGAGGUAGAGUCGACAGAAAUAGAGGUGACAGAGGUAGAGGCGACAGAGAUAGCAGAAGUAGAGUGCCCCAAAGUAGAGAUAGCUGAAGUAGAAAACACCGAAAUAGAGACAGUUGAAGUGGAGAUAGUUGAAGUGGAGAUAGCUGAAGUAGAGAGCACCGAAAUCGAGAUGGUAGAAGUAGAGAUUACAGAAGUAGUGGUUGCAGAAGCGGAAAGUGCAGAGGAAGAGAUGGCAGAAGUAGAGGUUGCGGAAGCGGAAAGUGCAGAGGAAGAGAUGGCAGAAGUAGAGGUUGCGGAAGCGGAAGCGGAAAGUGCAGAGGAAGAGAUGGCAGUAGAGGUUGCGGAAGCGGAAAGUGCAGAGGAAGAGAUGGCAGAAGUAGAGGUUGCGGAAGCGGAAAGUACAGAGGAAGAGACUGCAGAAGUAGAGAUAACAGUAGACAUUGCGGAUGCAGAGAGCACAGACAUAAUCUCAGACUCGACGACAACCGAACAUCAUGAAUGUGAGAAUAAUGAUGUUCCACCAACUACAGAUGAAAUUGUCAAGAUAGAAGUCAUUAAUGAAACGAAUCCUGUAGAUGAUGGAGAUUCUGAGAAAUUAGAAGCAUUUGAACCCACAGUAGAAAAGUCUGUCGAAGAACAAACUAUUGAACAGCCUAUCGAAGACGACAUAAUCGAGGAACAGAUAAUCGAUACGCAUGCCGUUGAAGAUCAAACUGAGAAGCAAACUGAGGAGCAAACAACUGAGGAGCAAACAACUGAAGAACAAGCAAGUAAAGAAUCUGUUCUAUCACCAACAGAGUCAGCGCUAAUUCCUGCUGCUACAAAGACCAGCAAACUCUCGGCUCUUCCAAGUCCUAGUUUUUCAUCACUACGAGCUCAAUGGGCCUCAGCUCCGUCCUCGAGUUUGCAUAGUCGCUCUACGUCGUCUCCAGGUUCUACAUCACCGACAUUAAAGCCAAUAAAGAACUCGUUAUCGAAUACUUUUAAUCAGAGUUCGUCGUCUUUCCGUUCUGCUCCUCCACCGCUUCCACGUCCACUCCCACCAACAACCACGCGACCAACUCCCAUAUCUGCAUCUUCAAACACACCAAGCUCACCGUCAUCGAAGAUACCUCUUGCACACUCUCGCAAUAGCUCGUUCUCACCGACAUCGAGUCCAUCACAUUCAAGAACGUCUUCAAAAAUCGCUGUUCCAUCCUCAAAGGCAACUCCUCCUCCACUUCCACUUCCACCUUCUAAACUUUCAACUCCGUCUCACACUGUUCGAGAGACUCCAGCACGGCUAGGUCCCCCACCGCUUCCUCUCCCACCAUCGUCACCGUUCUUUGCCAAGUUCCAGAAGCAUAAAACUAUGCAAGAAGAACAUAUUGCGCGUAAGAGAUCACAUGAACAAAAUCUACAAAAUUCGCUUCAAGGCAAAGUUCAAGAAGUUCUUCAAACUAUGGGUCAGGAACUACGACACAGCUCAUCUUCUGACAAGCUUCACGAAAGACAGAUCAAGGGAUCGAAUGAAAGAAAACCAGAGUUUUCCAUAAAAGAUGCUCAAGAAAAGCUGCAACGAAGUUUGAACGAACAAUUGCAAAGGGAAAUGGAUAAGAAGUCGGCGAAGGCGAACGAGAACGUAACAGUCGACAAUACAGACGAUCAACCGCAAGGACAACCAGAAGAAGAGGUGCAUACCGACGACAAAUCGAACGAAGCAAUAAAGAAUGACAAGUCAAACGUCAUUGAAGAUGACGUCUCAAGCGAAACCAUGAAAGAUAGCAAGUCGGACGAACUUGUUAGUGAAGACAAAUCGAGCGACGCCAUUAACGAGAGCAAGUUGCACGAAGCCUUUGAGAAUAAGUCGGACGAAGUCUUUGAGAAUAAGUCGGACGAAGCCUUUGAGAAUAAGUCGGACGAAGCCUUUGAGGAUAAGUCAGACGAAGCCUUUGAGAAUAAGUCAGACGAAGCCUUUGAGAAUAAACAGUCAAGCGAGACUAUUAAUAAUGACACGUCGCAAAUAGCCAGAAACGAUAAAAAGUCAAGCGUAAUAAUUGAAGACGACAAGUUAAUUGAAGCUAUUAAUAAUUUCAAGCAGAAGAACAUCAAAACAGAGACAAAGUCACAGCGGAGGAUAUCCUCGUCAUUUAUGGACUUUAGACCGGCCCUGCAAUUCCAGAGACAUCAAGAAAAGCUUCAAGAAAAACUCAUGGCUAAACCGAGCAACUCAUCGGAUGAUCAUUCAGAAAAGAAAUCCCCGGAGCAACUAGCUUAUGAAAAGAAAAUGCAAGAAAGACUGCUCAGGAGGCAGCAACUACUUCAAUUGUGGCAAGAACCACCACGUCCCCAACUUCAACUGCGCCCACUUUUGCUCUUGCAACAACAAUCAACUGAACAUCUUCAAUUCCCUCGUCGCGAUAAAUCUCAGAUACCACCUCAAGUACCAGGUUCAAAUUCGGAGCAGAAAGAAGAAAAUCCCAUGUCGCCGCAACAGUUAUAUCCCAAGUCGCAGCUGCCAGUGAGUCGUGGAAGAGCGAAAAGCCUUUCGGAGGGAAUGUCCAAUCAACAACAAACAAAUAAUAAAACCGCCGCUGCCGCCGCUGGUAAUGGUCCUGCUAUCGAGUCUACCGGUGACACGAAUGUUGCUGAUUCAUCAACGCAGCAGGCGUUUAGCCCAUAUCGACGCGGAAGUGAACGUCCGUUUGUGAAGAGGCCUAGUGUAAGCAGUAUUCCCAUUCCUUCUGCAUCUGCUAAAAGCGAUUCAUCUAAAUCAUAG
Molecule: messenger RNA, 6744 nt
Organism: Paraglomus brasilianum
Lineage: Eukaryota; Fungi; Glomeromycota; Glomeromycetes; Paraglomerales; Paraglomeraceae
Source: the annotation of a GenBank genome assembly